AUGAUCGGAGCGUGCUUCAUGCCUGAGUUCCCUCACAAUGCGAGACUGCUCAAACCUAUCGAAAGGGAGUAUGCCGGCUGGCGGUUGGAGAUGGAAGCUGGUGCAGGUGAGGCCAACGAGGAUACUUCCACUUUGGGCGGGUUCAAGCUCGUUUUGCUCUAUCCGAAAGUAUGGACCAUGGUGUGGUGUAUGGGUAUGGGUCAAGCUAUCGGUUCGAUCCUCAGCUCCUUCCCUGUCAUCGUCAACACACUCGAUUUCAACAAGACCGGAACUUUGCUCCUGACUGCUCCACCCUACUUGCUCGCUGCCAUCGUAUUUUACACUAUCUCGUACAUUAGUGAUCGUCGAAACAUGAUGUAUCUUAUCAUCAUGAGCUGUCUCGGUGUUGCGAUCAUCGCAUAUGUCUUGGCCACCGCCACAUUGAAGAUUCCAGCCCGUUAUGUCGCUAUGGUGUUAAUGCCGAGCGUGUGCUCCGGACCGCAAAUCAUGUUAUACAAAACGCUCAACGUCCACAUGGCUCGACCAGCUGGAGUAGCCAUGAUGAAUGCGAUUGGCGGAUUGAGUAACGUCUGGACUUCAUAUCUGUACUACGAUGCUCCUCAUUAUCACGCUACAUUCGGUUGUGUGCUUGGCUGA
Messenger RNA from Kwoniella mangroviensis CBS 8507, 636 nucleotides. RefSeq lists its product as uncharacterized. The coding region runs from base 1 to 636 and encodes 211 amino acids. Gene Ontology annotation, biological process: transmembrane transport. Gene Ontology annotation, cellular component: membrane. The transcript is spliced from 6 exons. Gene Ontology annotation, molecular function: transmembrane transporter activity. The record is from RefSeq and is a predicted model, not a curated record. Lineage: Eukaryota; Fungi; Basidiomycota; Tremellomycetes; Tremellales; Cryptococcaceae.